Molecule: messenger RNA, 759 nt
Organism: Dendronephthya gigantea
Lineage: Eukaryota; Metazoa; Cnidaria; Anthozoa; Malacalcyonacea; Nephtheidae
Product: E3 ubiquitin-protein ligase RNF34-like
Exons: 2
Coding region: 1-759 (252 amino acids)
Biological process (GO): negative regulation of extrinsic apoptotic signaling pathway via death domain receptors; protein K48-linked ubiquitination; proteasome-mediated ubiquitin-dependent protein catabolic process
Cellular component (GO): plasma membrane; cytoplasm
Molecular function (GO): ubiquitin protein ligase activity
Source: RefSeq, a predicted model, not a curated record
AUGAGUGGUGCUUUUUGUGUUGGUUGUUCAAUGCAUUUUACUCUUUUCAAGCGAAAGAAUCGCUGUAUAAGAUGCAGACUUCAGUAUUGUUCGCCAUGCUUUAAAAAGGGGGAGAAUCUUCCUCGUAGGAACAUUAAGCAAUGUCUUAAAUGCCACGCUUUGUCUUCACAACCGUUUAUAAGGUCCGAACUCAUGCUGUUGUCAGUGAAAGAACUAAAAGCAUUCUUGGAACAGAGAAAUGUCUCUUCAGCUGGUUGCACAGAGAAACAGGAUUUAGUUGAUGUCAUGAUUAAUCAUCAAGCAAGACAACAAGUAGAACUAGAAACACCUAAUGAACCCUCAGUUAAUGAACCCUCAGUUAAUGAACCCUCAGUUACCGAACAUGGUACAAAUGAACCUAAUGCAACUCGUUUUAAUCAACCUCCAAUUAAUUCACAAACAUCCUCAUCCAGUCAGCAACAAGCUCGCACACAAUCGCAUAAUUCAUCUCAGGGUUUAAACGAUUUCUUCAGCGGAAUUCACAUUAAUCCUGAAAUUCAUCGUUUCGUUGAAUCAGUGUUUCAAUUUGACGAGAGUGGAGCAAUGGGUUUGCGACCACCAAGCCAACACGAGAUACACAAUAGAAAUGAAACUAGUCAUGAUAUUCCAAUCUAUCAACAAUAUACACCCAAUGAAAACUUCACUCCUUCCUGUGUUAACCCAAAUCCAGUAAGUACAUCUUAUACAUUUCAAGUUGUAAAAUAUGAAAAUUGUACAUGA